This is a messenger RNA of Osmerus eperlanus (European smelt), 2167 nucleotides long. It is a transcript of the gene prrx1b, whose product is annotated as paired related homeobox 1b. NCBI's taxonomy places the organism in Eukaryota, Metazoa, Chordata, Actinopteri, Osmeriformes, Osmeridae. Gene Ontology annotation, biological process: regulation of transcription by RNA polymerase II. Bases 516 to 1319 code for a protein of 267 amino acids. Gene Ontology annotation, molecular function: RNA polymerase II cis-regulatory region sequence-specific DNA binding; DNA-binding transcription factor activity, RNA polymerase II-specific. The transcript has 5 exons. Gene Ontology annotation, cellular component: nucleus. The record is from RefSeq and is a predicted model, not a curated record.
UGAGAGAGGGAGAAAGAAAGAGAGAGAGAGGUUGAGGUAGAGAGAGAGAGAACGGCCAGCCUCCCCGCGCCUAGCUGAGCUGAGCCGAGCCAGCUUCACGCACAUAGGAGCGCAUCUGUUUGGGAUCAGCAGUUUCUGCUAAGCUCAGUCAGUUGUAACCGAGAGUCAACAGGAGUGGGAAGUGGAAGAUAAGUUUUUGUGUGGACUUCUUGAGUUCCCAGACACGGGACGCAUUUGUUUUGUGACCUAUUUGUUGUUUACGCUUCCGAAUGGACGGACGGGAUGGUUUUUCUGUGAUCGGGAAAACCAGAUGAACAGAAAAGCUUUUUUUCUCCGCCUCUCAAAGUAAUUUUAAUGCUAUUGAGGCUGGAUGUAAGCAAACGUCGUUUUGCUUGGAAAACUUAAGGUCUACCCUGCUGGCUUGGAGGCGUUGUUUGUGCGUUCUGUAUUCGAGGAUCUAUUUGGCUCGCUUAUUGUAAUUGCUCAGUUUUUCACUACUGUAUCACAUUUGCGUCAUGACUUCUAGCUAUGCACAUGUAAUGGACAGGCAAGCAACGAUAUCAAACCGCCUGGAGAGCCCGAUUACUUCUAAUCUGGAAAACCUGCAAGCGAAAAAGAACUUCUCAGUGAGCCACUUGUUGGAUCUGGAAGAGGCCGGGGAAAUGGUUGGGACCCAAGCGGACGAGAGUGUCGGCGAGGCGGGGAGGAGUAUGCUGGAGUCCCCGGGACUGACCAGCGGGAGCGACACCACUCAACAGGAGAACGAGCAGCUGAACGCGGAGGAGAAGAAGAAGAGGAAACAGAGGAGGAACAGGACCACGUUCAACAGCAGCCAGCUGCAGGCUCUGGAGAGGGUGUUCGAGAGGACACACUACCCCGACGCCUUCGUCAGAGAGGACCUGGCACGCAGGGUCAACCUCACCGAGGCACGGGUGCAGGUGUGGUUCCAGAACAGGAGGGCAAAGUUUCGCAGGAACGAACGUGCCAUGCUGGCUAGCAAGAACGCCUCCCUCCUCAAGUCGUACUCCGGCGACGUCACGGCAGUGGAGCAGCCCAUCGUCCCGCGACCCGCGCCGCGCCCAAACGACUACCUUUCCUGGGGUAGCGCUGCUCCUUACAGCUGGUAUCCAAUGGCGGAGGGAGGGCCAAUCCGAGUGCCACAGAAAAUACUGCCCUCAGAAAGCAAUGCCAUGGCAACCUACCCUCCCACAUGUUCCAACACCAAUACCUCCCAGGGAAUGAACAUGGCCAACAGCAUUGCCAACCUGCGGCUCAAAGCCAAGGAGUACAGCUUAAACCAGGUGCCCACGGUCAACUGAGGGGGGAGAGAGGCGGGGGAGAGGAGAGAGAGAGAGAGAGCGGGGGAGGGAGACUGCAGUGGUGGGGCUGAGAUGGGAGAGGGGCUCUCUCUCUCUAACGUCCAACCUCCCCCCCCCUCCUCCUCCUCCCCUCUGUGACUCCCUGGGGACGAUCACCAUCCGAUUUCCCCGCCACGGAAUUUGAGCUUGACGUCUCACUGGUCCUGAACUCCACCUCUCUCUCUCUCGACGAACGUGCCACCUAUACGCAAACCUGUAGCACCCGACGGAUACAGAGAAGCAAGGCCUCCCCCCUGGGGCCUGCCUUCCCCUGAGCACCGCUGAUCACUGUACUGACAAGAAAGACAUGGAGACAGGGACGUUUUAGACGGCUAGAUGAGUAGUUUGCCUUUUUCGAUUUUCGGUACGGACUCGAUGGAGGACUAGCUUCCAAAGAAUUCCGCGGAGAGGCAUCCUCCGAUCUUGACUCUCUGUGUUUGCCCACCGUGCCCAGGUAAGCGUGCUCAAGAGACCCCUGUGAGGACUACUGGGGAUUCGAUAUCUUCUCUGGGCCACGCUUUGGAUAGGAUUAUAACACCAGACAGGGACCACGAACUCUCCAAUCAACAAUGACAAUAUGGACGUUCUAUUCAGUGUUAGUUGGAGUGUUGAAACCUAUGAAUCCUUGCAACAAAGAUCCAUAUUUGAUAACAUUAUUUAGGUGGAUCGACGUAUUAUAAAUAGACUGUUUGGUUUUGGUAUUAUUCGCAAAGUAUUAUGUCUUUAUUGAUGUUUUGGGAUGUAACAGUAUUAAGAUGAUUACAAUAUAUAUAAUAAAACAUGCUGAAAAGAGACAGCAAACACACAUG